AUGGGAUCGUCACAGCCGUUUUUCGAUUGGGCUGGAUUCCCAGCCGGGGUGCGCUUCGAGCCGACAGAUGUACAGUUAUUGGAUCAUCUCUUAGCGAAGCUUGACGAGGAGCAUGCUAGUAUAGACGACGAGGAACAGUCUUUAAAGCCCGGCGUUAAGAGGCAAGCUAGCCGAGGAAAAGAGAACAUUGCAGGGGGUGUCGGUAGCAAGCCACGUGUCCACAAGCCGCGCCGGCAGCAGCACCCGCGAGUGGGGGAGUUUAUUCCGACGCUGGGAUUCGAAGACGGGAUCUGCAGCGUUUAUCCCGAGGAUCUGCCUGGCAUUGUCACGGACGGCACCACGCGGCACUACUUCCACCGACCCUCGCGCGCGUAUGCUAUGGGGCUGCGCAAGCGGCGCAAAAUCUUCUCUGAUCGCCCCUCCGCUGCCACUCUGCCGCCCGGCACUGUUGGGGGUGCGGAUGCAGGGCGGGAGGAGUGCGGGUACAGGUGGCACAAGACAGGGAAGACCCGCCCCGUGUUUGCUCGGAACAGGAAGCAGAUCGGGUGGAAGAAGAUUCUGGUGCUGUAUGAGACGCGCGCGCAGAGGGGCAAGAAACGGGGGGCGGACGAGCGGAGCAGCCCUGCAGGGGGCAGCGGGAAGGACAGGAAGACGAACUGGAUCAUGCACCAAUACCACGUGGGGGAGCAAGGCGAGGAGAAGGAAGGGGAGUGGGUCGUCUCGAAGGUGUUUUACCAGAUCCAGCAGAGGCAGAGUUCAGGCACACGAGCAGGCAGCAGGGAGGGGUCUCUGCCGCCCCUUGGCCAAGGGGCAGACGAGGAGUGCGAGGGGGAGGGGAGGGAGGACAUUGAAGCAAUUGGAGAAGGGGAGGGUGCAGGGGGAGAGGAGGAGGAAGGGGAGGAGGAAGAGGUAGUGGAUGAUAUUGAGGAUGUUAAUGACGAGGAUGGGGAUGGGGAUGGGGGUAUGGUAGGGACGCCUAGAGCAACGGUGGCAGGGAGAGGAGGAGGGUUGGUGUCAGGGGCAGGAGGAGGUGCCUUUGUAGCGGCAGGAGGCUCGGUGGUAACAGCAGGAGGUUCGGCUGUGGCGGCUGGACGGAGAGGAAGGGGAGGGCGGGGAGGCAGGGGAGUGAGUCAGGGUGGUCGGGGGGGUUCUUCUAGAGGGGGUAGGGCAGCAAAGGGAGGAGUGCUGGCAACGAGGAGUGCGUUUCAAGGUGCGUUUCAAGCAUCACAACCAUCACAGCCAUCACCCACGUCAGCCCCUGCUGCCUCUUUUGGUCCGCCGUUCCUCCCACCAGGGCACCACUACCCACCACCCUCCCUCGCUGCAGCUUCUCCUGUCUCCACAGCAGCAGGUGCUGCCUCAGGUGCUAUUUCAGGUGCUUUAUCAGGUGCUGAUCUGAUGAAUGCAGCAGAAGCAGCGCCAGCAGGGGCAGCAGGUGCACUAGCAGGGCCUGCUCGGCUGCUCUCCUUCCACAGCCAAGCACCCCCUUGUGGGGUCCAGGAUGGGGCUUUAUUAGGCACAGCAGGACCACCAAACACUGGCGUUCCUGGUAGACGGGUGGGGCUCGGCGGUUUCAAACCCCUUGACACCAAUCCUGCUGCUGCUGGCGCUGCUGCUGCUGCUGCUGCUGAUGAUGAUGGCGGCUGUGCUGCUGAGCCUGUCACUCCAAGCAGCACAGCCAUGCCUGUCCCCAUCACGCCCCCCUCGGCACACUCUGCUUCGGGUCUUGUGGCGUUGAAACCGCCUGGCUGGGGUGGAGAAGCAGGGAGGUUAGUCCCAUGCCAAUUGCAGCAGCAGCAGCAGCAGCAGCAGCAGCAGCAGCAGCAGGAGGAGGAGCAGGAGCAGGAGCAGGCUAACCGCACUGAAGCUGCUACAGCACCUACAGCCGGCACAGGAGUGGGCAGUGCAGGAGCAGGCGUGAGUGACUUGAGGGCGUAUGAACAGUCACUGGGGGACAGUGCCUCAGACAUUGGCUCUCACCCCCACUCACAGGAGCCUCUUUUUCUUCCCCCUCAGGCGUCAGUGCAAACGAUUCCCCCCAUGCGUGCUGCUGCUACUGCCAGUCUGCCUGUUACUGCUCUGAGGACGACCGGGGGGCUUCUGGGGGAUGUAGAUGCAGGGCAGGUGCAUGGCAAUGGGCUGGGGCAGGUGCAUGGGAUGGGGGAUGGGCAGAUGCAUGUUAUGGGGUCUGGGCAGGUGCAGGAUGGGAUGGAGGGGCUGCCUGUUCUCUCCCAAAACGCCCUCUUUUCGCAAGGCGCCCUCUUUUCCCAGGGUACUCCAGAUGAUUACCCCUUCCGCUUCCUCUCUACUCCAGACGAGCACCCUGAUGGCUCUCCCAAGAAAACCGACAAUGGAUCUGUAGCAGGAGGGACUGUAGCAGGAGCGACUAUAGCAGGAGGGAAUGUAGCAGGAGGGAAUGUAGCAGGGGGGACUGUAGCAGGAGGGAAUGUAGCCGCCAGUGUGGCUGUAGCUAAUGCUGCUACAGCCGAUGCAGCGGCUGUAGCAGCACCAGCAACGCCCCAAGUGCCCUCAUCUGCUGACGUGGCAGCCAGUGCUGCCAGCUCAGGGAACAUGGAAGGGAGUUCUGAGGGAGGUACACCUGGGGUAGGCUAUAUUGGUGUGGGUGGUAGUCACGCCACACACCUCAACGCAGGGAGCAGUGAUGGGAGUCGGAGAGGGGGAGAUGCAGAGGGUACAGGGGUGGAAGGCAAAAGCCUGUGGAAGCCUGCCCCUAGAAGAUUCUCCCCCCCUGCUGUUGCCAGGGGUGAUGCUAGGAGUGGUGGUUCUAGGGGCGGCCCUGUGGCUGGUGCUGCUGCAGCAAUCUCUGCUCCUGGUGCUGGUGGUUCAAUUACUGCCGCUGCUGUGAGCGACGCACUAAAAGACUCGCUUAAGGAACCGCUAAGAGACUCACUUAAGGACCCAUGGUCGAUCCCUGCGAGCCAGGAACUGCCUCUGCCGUCCACCCCCAUCUUUCUGAGUCAGGAGCUUCCCCCUAUAGAGCACCUGCCCUCCUCGCUCCCUUCCCUGCCCCCCUCUCAAGAGCCUGUGGUGUGCUUUGGUGGCACUCAACCAGUGGAUUUGGGGGAGGGGGAGGGUGCAGACGGUGGUUUGGGCCGAGAGGUGAGUGUGGGUGAUGGGCCGGGGGGAGUGGGAGAGAGGGGCAUGGGGCAGAUGGAUGGGGAGGGGGAUGGGGGGAUAGGUAAGAUGGGGGCAAUGCGGGAGAUGGGGGAGAAAGGAGGGGAGGAGAGUGAGGGGGAAUCAGAGGAGGCGAUUCAGGAGACUCAAAUGGAGGCAGAGGAGGAGGGUGAUCGAGGGGGGCAUGUGGGACAAGAGGAGCGACAGCAAGAGGUACAGAAGCGGUUCCAGAAAGAGCAACACCACACACAUGAGGAGAAGAAGAGCUGUAGCAGCAGCGGAAACGGCAGCGGCAGUGAGGAGAAGGGCUCGUCACCGUUGGAUCUUCUGAUGCUCGCCCUGUCAGGCGAACAGGGUUUAAGUUAUCCAUUUGCUGUUCUCACCACUGGCGCUGCUGCCAACAGCACACCACCCCUGGCAUCACCCAAUGUUGCUGUUUCGGCUGAAGGGGGGGAUACGAGCAGAGCAGGGCGAGCCAAAUUACUUGGGAGUGAAGCAGGCACGGUGGGGCGUAUGGAAGGGGAAAGGGAAGGGGAAAGGGAAGCUGUGGUUGUUGGCAGUUGUACGGAUGUAGCUGGGGCUAUGGCUAGUGCUGCAGGCGAUUGUGGGGUUGUUCCUGGUGCUGCAGGAGAUUGUGGUGCCGGUGUGCCUGGUGCGGUAGGGAGCGGUGCUGGUGUGCCUGGUGCGGUAGGGAGUGGUGCACUUGGUGCUGCGUUUUGGAUCGGCAGCAGUGGUCCGGGCAUGAGCAACGGCACGUGGGGCGAGUGGAUGGGGCCCGCUAGUAUGGCGAGCACGCACUACGGCGCUUAUCCCGGCCAUUAUCCCGCGGGGCCUCAAGCGGGAGCGUCUUAUCACCAGCAGCCGGCUCACGCCGGUGCUGCUCCUCCGCCUCCUUACGUUGCGCCUCAAGCCCAAGUUCCGUCGCAACCGUAUGCGGUCGUGGGGUCGCAGUACUGCUUACCGUACGAGACUGUGCUUGUAAUGAAGGAGAAGAUGUUCUCGUUAAGCGAAGCGAAGAAGGUCCAAGAUACAAAUGGGAAUCUGCACUUCAAAGUCGCAAACAGGCUGCUAUCCAUUCCCAACAAGACGGAAAUUCAGGACGCCACAGGAGCACCCGUGUGUAUGCUAGUAGGCAAGGUGUUAACUCUGCACAACACCACCUACCUCUGCCCGGGGAGCAGCACAGAAACCGUCGGUCACUUGCUUAGAGCCAGGAGGCCUUACAUCACCUUUCGACCCGUUAUUGAGGUGUUCUUACGGGGCAACGUAACAAAAAACCCAGACAUUUACCUUACUGGCUCCAUUUUCCAGCAUGACUUCAAGAUCAUCACCUGCAACAACAUGCUAUUGGCUGAAGUGAGCCGUGACAUGUUCACUGCACGUGACCUUGUCUUCGGUGUUCAAACAUACUUCUACUGCGUUCCGUACGAGACUACGCUUGUGAUGACGGAGAAGAUGUUCUCGCUUAGGGAUAAAAAAGAGAUUCGCGAUACCAAGGGAAAUCUGCUCUUCAAUGUCGCAGACAGGCUGCUAUCCAUUCCCAGCAAGACCGAGAUUCUGGACGCUACAGGAGCACCCGUGUGCAUGCUAGUAGGCAAGGUGUUUAGCCUCCACAACACCACCUACCUCUGCCCGGGGAGCAGCACGGACACCAACUCUCACCUGCUUAUGGUCAAGAAAGUCAUCUUCACCUUUUGCCCCGUUCUCCAGGUGUUUUUACAGGGGAAUAAUUCGGACCAGCCAGACAUUACCCUUUCUGGCUCGUUCUUUGAACACGAGUUCAAGAUCACCACCAGCAGUGGCGUCCUAUUGGCCGAAGUAGGUCGCGACUUGUUCACUGCAAGGGACCUUCUGUGUCACACCCAAACGUACUAUGUGCGAAUCUUGCCGAAUGUGGACAUGGCGUUGAUCCUGGCUCUGGUUAAUCUGGCCGACUCUAUCUUUGUUGACCAGAAAGGGUCUGGCGUUCACGUUGGCGUCCGUGUUGGUUCGUCACGUUAG
Molecule: messenger RNA, 5136 nt
Organism: Closterium sp. Yama58-4
Lineage: Eukaryota; Viridiplantae; Streptophyta; Zygnematophyceae; Desmidiales; Closteriaceae
Source: the annotation of a GenBank genome assembly